This is a messenger RNA of Cylas formicarius (sweet potato weevil), 2306 nucleotides long. RefSeq lists its product as uncharacterized. Bases 104 to 1885 code for a protein of 593 amino acids. Gene Ontology annotation, biological process: stabilization of membrane potential; potassium ion transmembrane transport. Lineage: Eukaryota; Metazoa; Arthropoda; Insecta; Coleoptera; Brentidae. Gene Ontology annotation, molecular function: potassium ion leak channel activity. The record is from RefSeq and is a predicted model, not a curated record. Gene Ontology annotation, cellular component: membrane. The transcript has 8 exons.
UUAGUUUCCGCGGUCUGCUCGUAUUGUAUUCGGGAAAAACAGUUUAGACAUGUCUCGAAAACGUUUCGCUUAGUGCUACGCGUGUUUUGUUGUCAACAUUAUUAUGUCGCGUUAUCGUUCUGAUCCGGAAUCUCUAGACGCGGAAAAACCGAGCCCUUGUACCAAUUUUCUCCACUACAGUUGGAAAACGGUGACCUGCCUCUUCUCCCACGCAACCCUUAUCACCAUGGUGGUUUCUUAUUGCGUCCUGGGGGCGUUUACGUUCGAAGCCCUCGAAGCGGAUCACGAGAGAGAGGUGAAGAAAGGCAUACGGAAAAUCAGAGAAAACACUACUUUCUACCUGUGGAACUUUACGAAGUACGAGCUGCGAGCUUUGAAGGAGGAUAAUUUUACGCCGAAAGCUUUGGUGUACCUCAAGGAGUUCGAGGGAGCGCUCCUCAAGGCCAUCACCAAGGACGGUUGGGAUGGGGUCGAAGAACAGGAGAAGGUACAGUGGACCAGCACCGGGGCCUUGUUCUAUUCAAUAGUAGUAAUAACUACAAUAGGCUACGGUCAUCUGACCCCGAAAACGACAUGGGGCAAAGUGGUGACCAUUUUCUACGCCAUCCUCGGCAUCCCUUUGAUGUUACUCUGUCUGUCCAACAUAGGGGACGUUAUGGCGACUUCUUUCCGUUUCCUGUACUGGCGCGUGUGCUGCUACGUAUGCCAGAAGAAGCCGAAGAAGAUGAAACGUGCCAGAUCUAUUAGGGUGCAGCCCAACAGAAGCGAUAACAGAUUCGUGCGGUCCAAGUCCGCGUCCAUACGAAGGUCGAUGAGGACGUCCGGUAAGUCUACAGACAGCGGGUACGGGAUCUCGGAGACGGGGCCAGGCUAUCAUUCUGAUACUGACUUGAGGUACGGCAACGACACGCGUGAAAAUAAAGCCCUGCACAAGAGAGGUUCGAGUUUGCCGUCUCGACCCAAUAGGUUCUCGACCAAUAGACGAUCGCAGACGGCAAACCACGAGGUUCCUCUCCCGGGCGACUUUCGGAGCGCCAGGGGCGGCUCGUUGGAUAAUAAAAAGUCGGGCAAGGCGCCGCGGGACGCUGCUAUCGACCUGGAUCCCGCCCUGUUGGACAACACGCCGGUGCUGUGCAACAAAUACGUCGUAGGCAAUGAUGUCAUCGCCAACAACGUGCCAGGCAAUCCUUUGUCCGUAGGUAUCACCUUAAGGGCCGAAGAGGGUCAAGGCAAAAGACAUCCUCAAGGUCGGCGGGCGGUGUCCGUGCCGAAGACAUCAAAAUAUUUGGAGAUCCCCAGCAUCGAGACACCAGAUUACGACGUCUCGGACAGAGAAGACGAACAUUCGCUGAAGAGCCGACCCAGAAUCAAACCAAAUUCUAGGUCACGUUCCAGAAGCCCCAUGCCCAUCUCGAGCCCGAAAAUGAUGACUCCAUUGGGAUACGGUCAUCGGAACAAGUACCUCGACGACCCCGAUUCGGACGACUACGAUGACUACGAGUACUACGAGGCGCGAGGCAAACCGAAGAAGAAACACGUACCUAUUUGGUUGUGCGUGCUCUUGGUGAUCAGUUACAUCUUGGCGGGGGCUUACCUCUUCAAAACAUCCGAGCAAUGGGAUUAUCUGGACGCUGCCUAUUUUUGCUUUAUCACAUUGACGACAAUAGGGUUUGGGGACCUGGUACCUGCCAAAGGGGUCAGCCAAGACGGGUACGAUGCGACUAUCAGUAUCGCCCUCUGCUCGCUUUAUCUUCUUUUUGGCAUAUCUCUGCUGGCGAUGAGCUUCAAUCUGGUGCAGGAAGAGGUCAUCUCUAACGUGAAGAGUGUUGCUAAGACGCUGGGCAUUAUCAAGUCGGAGUCAGACGAGUCCGAAGACGAAGACUGACCAAGUUUCGCUGUUGUGUUAAUAACAUAAUAAGAAUAGUAUUGACAAUAUUUGUGGUUUUCAUUGCCUUGCAGACCGCCAUUUGCAACACAAUAGUGUUUUUUUGCAAAUUUUAUGCCUUAAAAAUUAAGAAAUCUCUUGGAUCUCACUGGGCUUCACUUAAAAAAAAACAAUAUGAUUUUUUAAAUUUUAUUUUUCUCGCCAAGUUAGGAACUACUCUGUAUAUAAGUUGUCUUAUAUGUGUUUUCCCAAACUUUUCACUCGUGCUGUGUAAAGUAGACAGUGCUUACGUACUUACGGGUUGCUGGAUAUAAUACUGGUAAUUCUCCAAUUACUGACUACAAAUCUAACUGAUAAUUAAUUAAAAUAUAAUUUGAUUAAUUUAAUGUUCAUUACUUAUUUAAUUGCAGUUUAAUUGUUU